AUGGACAAAAUCGACCUGUCCCAGUUCGAUGUAUCCAACUUCGACCCUAAUGCCAUCCUGCGGGGAGCCCAGCUGACUUUGGUCGGUGUCAAUCGGGCUCUCCAGAACCCAGGUCUCUUCACCUCGGACCACUACCGCCAAGCUGCUAUUGCUGUAGCUGCAGGCAUCGCUAUCCGUGUCAUCGUCGCCAUACCCAUCCAAGGCGUAAGAGUGCUACUAUGGAUACUCUCCCUCUUCGUCAACAUGGACCAUACCCACAUGGACGAAAGCGUCGUGAAUGGCCUCCACUUCCUUGAGCACACCGUACUCCAGGUACCCUUCUUCCUCAUGACGAUGAUGCGCUACGUCACUCCUACUUUGGACCGAAUGUUCAUGGACUCCCUGCGUUGGGUGGACGAGACCUACGUGCAGAAGCACAAGACCGAAGACCCCCACAAUCUGCGCGCCAUGUACUAUCCAAACCUUGAGAAAUACCCCGAGCACGCACCCAGAGUCGACAAAGAGAAGAAGCCAAUCAAACAGGCUGUCAUGAUAUACGCAACGAAGCAGGGAAGGAAGGCUGCCAUUUCCUUGGGAGUAUUAGCAUUGUCGUACGUUCCAUACGUAGGACGUUUUGUGCUACCCGCCGCCAGUUUCUAUACAUUCAAAAAGUCGGUAGGAACGCAGCCAGCAGCGGCCAUCUUUGCAGGGUCACUGCUCUUUCCCCGCAGAUAUCUGGUCAGCUUUCUGCAGGCCUACUUCUCGUCACGAACGCUUAUGCGUGAGCUGCUUGAACCUUACUUCACACGCGUUCGGUACAACAAAGAGCAGAAGAAACUAUGGUUCAAAGAUCGAGCUGGCGUGCUUUUCGGUUUCGGCCUAGGCUUCUACGUAUUCGUCAAGAUACCUCUCGUGGGCGUCCUCAUCUACGGCCUCGCCGAAGCCUCGACGGCAUAUCUCAUCACCAAAAUCACAGAGCCGCCGCUGCCACCGACCGAAGCUGAGAAGUUCAAGGAAGAGUCAUUGCGCUGGAAGAACAAACACGAGUUCCUCAAUCUGCCAUGGCAGCACAUGGACGAGUACAAUCUUGCAAUGCACAAACCCCAGUUCCAAUCCGAAGUACGGCAAACACCACGAAAAACGUUUAGCUAG
Molecule: messenger RNA, 1131 nt
Organism: Alternaria arborescens
Lineage: Eukaryota; Fungi; Ascomycota; Dothideomycetes; Pleosporales; Pleosporaceae
Exons: 5
Coding region: 1-1131 (376 amino acids)
Source: RefSeq, a predicted model, not a curated record